UAGUAAAAACCAAACCAUCCUAGGGAGCAACUAAUCAAAAAAGCAAAGUGAGAGACAGAGGCAAAGCCUUUUACACGUGAUAAAGAAAACACCAAAAGCUCUUUUGCAUGCGUGUAUAAGAUUCAUCAACAUCAUCAUCUUCACUUUUUUUUUAUAUUAUUUUUUUUUCACCCUUCUUCUUUCUUUCGAAAUCCUUCAAAAAGACUCCAUUUUUAUUUCUUUGCUCAUCACCCAUCUUCCAUUUUCACUCUCUCAUUGCUUUCACAUGUGUUCCCUAGUUACCUAGCUAGAUAUAAGCAUAAGGUUAUAGGCAAAAACUAAACGUGAAAAACUGGUUAUUUGCUGAAACUUCUUGUCACCUUUGAUUACUGUGAAUAUCACUAUCUAUAUAUCUAUAUAUUUAUAUAUUCCUGCAAGAACUCAGCAAAAAUUCAACAUGCCUCUGAGGCAAAUGAAAGAGAGUUCAGAACAACACCUUGUGAUCAAACCUCAUCUGCCAAACACUAUGAAUCAGGCUAAGAAGGUUACUAAAGCUGUUCAAAAUGGUAAAGGUCCACCAUUGUUGUCACAAGAACAACAUAACCAAACUUCACCACCUCAAGGAAGGAGUGGUGGUGGAAGAAGAAGGAGUAGAAAUGGAAGAAAAUCUGAUCAAGUUGAUGUUUUGAUGAGACCAAGUUGUAGGCCUUGUACUGCUGUGAAAAAUAAUGAGAAUGGCCAUGUUCUUCAAAAUGGAAACAUAGUCUCUAGUGAUAUAGAGAUGAGUUUUCCUACUUCAAGCAAGUCUUUGAGUUUUGCUCAAAGGCCUGGUUAUGGACAAGUUGGUACAAAGUGCAUUGUUAAAGCUAACCACUUCUUUGCAGAAUUACCAGACAAGGACUUGAAUCAGUAUGAUGUAACUAUUACGCCGGAAGUGUCUUCGAAAGCAGUUAACAGAUCCAUUAUAGCAGAACUUGUGAGGCUGUAUAAAGAAUCAGACCUUGGCACGAGGCUUCCAGCAUAUGAUGGCCGGAAAAGUCUGUACACAGCAGGGGUUCUUCCCUUUUCAUGGAGAGAGUUUAAGAUUAAGCUUAUAGAAGAAGAGGAUGGAAUUAAUGGCCCCAAGAGGGAAAGAGAAUACAAAGUGGUGAUCAAGUUUGUUGCAAGGGCUAACUUGCAUCACUUGGGACAGUUUCUGGCUGGAAAGCGUGCAGAUGCUCCACAGGAAGCGAUACAAAUUCUUGACAUUGUACUAAGAGAGCUAGCAUCCAAGAGGUUUUGUCCCAUUGGGAGGUCGUUUUAUUCACCUGAUAUUAGAACACCACAACGCCUCGGAGAAGGAUUGGAGUCGUGGUGUGGAUUUUACCAAAGCAUAAGACCUACUCAGAUGGGCCUUUCCCUCAAUAUUGAUAUGGCUUCUGCCGCGUUCAUUGAACCUCUUCCGGUGGUGGAAUUUGUUGGCCAGCUAUUAGGAAAAGAUGUUCUGUCAAGGCAGUUGUCUGAUGCAGAUCGCAUCAAGAUUAAGAAAUCCCUUAGAGGAGUUAAAGUUGAAGUGACACAUAGAGGGAGUGUGAGACGGAAGUAUCGAGUUUCUGGUAUAACAUCUCAACCAACAAGAGAACUUGUGUUUCCCGUUGAUGAGAACUCAACUAUGAAAUCAGUGGUUGAAUACUUUCAAGAGAUGUACGGUUUCACUAUUAAACAUACACACCUUCCUUGCCUUCAAGUUGGUGGGAAUCAAAAGAAAGCAAACUAUUUACCUAUGGAGGCCUGCAAAAUCGUCGAGGGACAACGAUACACCAAAAGGUUGAAUGAAAAGCAAAUUACCUCUCUCUUGAAAGUCACUUGCCAGAGACCUCGGGAUCGAGAAAAUGACAUAUUGCGGACGGUUCAGCAUAAUGCUUAUGAUCAAGAUCCUUAUGCAAAGGAAUUUGGAAUUAAAGUCAGUGAGAAGUUAGCUUCUGUAGAAGCUCGAAUUCUCCCUGCUCCUUGGCUUAAAUAUCACGAGAGUGGCAAAGAAAAAAAUUGUUUACCACAAGUUGGCCAGUGGAAUAUGAUGAACAAGAAAAUGAUUAAUGGAAUGACGGUUAGCCGCUGGGCAUGCAUAAAUUUUUCACGAAGUGUGCAAGAUAGUGUGGCUCGUACAUUUUGUAACGAGCUUGCACAAAUGUGUCAAGUAUCUGGCAUGGAAUUUAAUCUAGACCCUGUUAUUCCGAUCUACAAUGCAAAACCUGAGCAAGUGGAGAAAGCUUUGAAGCAUGUUUACCAUGUAUCAUCAAACAAAACCAAAGGAAAAGAGUUGGAGCUUUUGUUAGUGAUAUUACCCGACAACAAUGGUUCUCUCUAUGGUGAUCUCAAGCGUAUUUGUGAGACCGACCUUGGUUUAAUUUCUCAAUGUUGUUUAACAAAGCAUGUCUUUAAGAUCACGAAGCAGUACUUGGCUAAUGUGUCUCUGAAAAUCAAUGUUAAGAUGGGCGGUAGAAACACCGUUCUUGUUGACGCCGUAAGCUGCAGAAUACCGUUGGUUAGUGACAUACCAACAAUAAUAUUUGGAGCAGAUGUUACUCACCCUGAAAAUGGGGAAGACUCCAGCCCCUCAAUCGCAGCAGUAGUAGCGUCACAAGAUUGGCCCGAAGUUACGAAGUAUGCAGGUUUAGUUUGUGCUCAACCUCAAAGACAAGAACUUAUACAAGAUUUGUACAAAACUUGGCACGAUCCUGUUCGCGGCGUAGUUAGUGGUGGCAUGAUCCGAGAUUUGUUGGUUUCGUUUAGAAGAGCAACGGGACAGAAGCCACAAAGGAUUAUAUUUUAUAGGGAUGGUGUAAGUGAAGGACAGUUUUACCAAAUUCUACUAUACGAGUUGGAUGCGAUUCGGAAGGCGUGUGCUUCUUUGGAGCCAAACUAUCAACCUCCGGUAACUUUCAUAGUUGUACAAAAAAGACAUCAUACUCGGUUAUUCGCAAACAACCACAGGGACAGGAACAGUACAGAUAGGAGUGGAAAUAUACUGCCUGGAACUGUCGUUGAUACAAAAAUCUGUCACCCAACCGAGUUUGAUUUUUAUCUCUGCAGUCACGCCGGCAUCCAGGGUACAAGCCGUCCGGCGCAUUAUCACGUUCUAUGGGAUGAAAACAACUUCACAGCAGAUGGAAUUCAGUCUUUGACAAACAAUCUUUGUUACACAUAUGCUAGGUGUACACGCUCCGUAUCUGUUGUCCCUCCAGCAUAUUAUGCACAUUUAGCAGCUUUUCGAGCACGUUUCUACACAGAGCCAGACCUACAGGAGACUGGCUCGACAGGUGGUCGAGGUUCAAAGACAACACGUGCAGCCGGAGAUUGCGGCGUCAAGCCAUUGCCGGCCUUGAAGGAAAAUGUAAAGAGAGUAAUGUUUUAUUGUUAGUCUCUGAAGCAGUUUGGAAAUGCAUGGAUGGUGGUACAUGGAGCAAGCACUAUCCCUCCAAUAGUUACUUGUACAUUAGUGACUCUUCAGCAAUGUUUCUCAUAAUAGAUCCAUGGUUAUAGUUCUAGAGGCCAUGUUUAGGAUUCCUUGAAGUAUUUGGCUAGAACUUGGGAGACACUUAACAUAGGAUUAGACUUUAGAUGGAUGGUACUGAAUCAGGCAUUGUAAACAAACUAUGAAUCAAUCUUUAUUGUAGAAUUUUUUUUCUUGCCUGAAGGUCCUUGUAGAUGUUGAAGAAUAGAAAUUUUUCACUUCCUAUUA
Molecule: messenger RNA, 3700 nt
Organism: Lathyrus oleraceus (garden pea)
Lineage: Eukaryota; Viridiplantae; Streptophyta; Magnoliopsida; Fabales; Fabaceae
Product: protein argonaute 10
Exons: 22
Coding region: 437-3379 (980 amino acids)
Molecular function (GO): protein binding; RNA binding
Source: RefSeq, a predicted model, not a curated record